Messenger RNA from Talaromyces stipitatus ATCC 10500, 1737 nucleotides. RefSeq names its product proteasome maturation ans ribosome synthesis protein Nop10, putative. Gene Ontology annotation, biological process: maturation of SSU-rRNA; ribosomal small subunit biogenesis. Lineage: Eukaryota; Fungi; Ascomycota; Eurotiomycetes; Eurotiales; Trichocomaceae. Bases 1 to 1329 code for a protein of 442 amino acids. The record is from RefSeq and is a predicted model, not a curated record. The transcript has 2 exons. Gene Ontology annotation, molecular function: RNA endonuclease activity. Gene Ontology annotation, cellular component: preribosome, small subunit precursor.
AUGGCAGAACAGCCGGCACCGACAAAACCGGUGCACACAAUCGUGCUCGACGCCGGCCCCAUCUUGAAAAACGUUCCCCCGCUAUCGACAUUACUUGCCCAAGCCGAAGAUUUAGUGACUACUCCCGCAGUGGUAGGCGAAAUCCGUGAUCCUGUUGCCCGAUCUCGAUUUGAGACGCUAUACCUCCCAUUCUUGAAGCAAAGGUCACCAUCACCCAAAAGUGUGCAAGUGAUAAGCGAGUUUGCGCGCAAGACUGGAGAUCGCGCUGUGUUGAGUAAAGUCGAUAUUGAAGUUUUGGCGCUUGCGUAUGAAAUUGAGUGUGAGAAGAAUGGUGGUGAUUGGAGGUUGAGGAGUGUGCCUGGACAGAAAAGAGUGAAUGGGAAGCCUCCGGUUAAGGAGGGAGAGUCAGCGGCGGAAAAUACUACAGCCCAGGAAGGGGUUGACAAGGCUACUGAAGAAACAAAGGAAAAAGAAGAAAUAAAUGGUGAAACGUCUACAGCAGACGUCAGUAAAGUCGCUGAGGAGUUGGCCGAAACUACAAUCAAAGACGACACUACCGGAAGCAACGAGGGAACUGAAGCUGUACCUGAGACAACUACUCCCAUUGUCGGUACUACAGUAGAAGAUGGCACAGAAGACAUUUCUGUUGAAAUUGUUGAAGACGAAGAAGAAGGCGAAGAUUCCGAUGGCGGUGGUGAAUGGAUAACACCCUCGAAUAUCAAGAAGAAGCAAGCUCGUGAUGAAGAAGCUGGCUUAUCGGCAACACCAGAACCUAAAGUUAUGCAAGUCGCUACUAUGACAACUGAUUUUGCAUGUCAAAAUGUUCUUUUACAAAUGAACUUGAAUCUUUUAUCAACGACGACACUCCAAAGGAUCCGUCACCUUAGGACAUUCGUCAAGCGCUGCCAUGCAUGCUUCUCUAUCACAAAAGAAAUGAAUAAACAGUUCUGUCCUCGUUGCGGAAAAGACACUCUUACUCGAGUCUCCUGCUCGACCGACGCCAAUGGCCAAUUCAAACUCCACCUCAAGAAGAACAUGCAGUGGAACAACCGAGGAAAUGUAUUCAGCGUGCCGAAGCCAAUACAUGGAUCUGCAAAUGGCAAAUGGAAAGGCGGCGGUGGACAAGGCGGUUGGGGAACAGGUCUCAUUCUCGCUGAGGAUCAAAAGGAGUAUGUGCGUGCAGUGACAGAUGAAAAGCGUCAGCAACGGAGAGAGCGUGAUCUUAUGGAUGAGGAUUACCUUCCUGGAAUUUUGACUGGCGAGCGGCAUAGAUCGGGUGGCCGAGUCAAGGUUGGAGCCGGUCGUAACGUUAAUUCGAGAAGACGAUGAUCGUGCAUGGUCUUGCAUUAUGAUGGCGUUUGGGAGGAUCAUGAUCAUAUACACACUUUCUAAGCAUAUGUCGCUCUUCUCUUUUCUAUUUACGAUUUGACGAAUCCUACGGGUACAUAGAUACCGCACUGAUAAAGUACGGAGAAACAUAAGCAAUGUCAUACCGACAGUCUUCAAAAAGAUGAUUUCAGCUAUACACUUCCUCCAAGAUAUCAAAAACCACGAAUCCAGAAUUUAAACAACACCCCAAAGUAAAUAAAACACCGUUCGCCAUAUAUUUUGAAAAGGUAUCACAUCGUAGCCUUUUGACACACCAUUGAUUUUCCCAUUUCCGCAAUAUAGAAAGCUUCUUUACAUCUUAGCGGCCACUUUGUCUGGUUGUUGUGUGAGGAGGAGACUGUAACGCUU